AUGAGCUUCCCCAUAAACCUCACCAUUUUGUUCCCUCUCCUCUUUACCCUAUUCAUUCCCUACAACCAUGCAGCCACCUUUGAUAUCCAAAACAAAUGCCCGUACACAGUCUGGGCUGCCGCCUCACCCGGUGGGGGGCGGCGUCUUGACCCAGAUCAGUCUUGGACCCUCAAUGUGAAACCCGGCACAACCCAAGCUCGUAUUUGGGGCCGGACCAACUGCAACUUUGAUGCCAGUGGCCAAGGCCAAUGUGAGACCGGUGACUGCAAUGGGCUCCUAGAGUGCAAAGGCUACGGUAAACCCCCAAAUACCGUCGCGGAAUUCUCAUUGAACCAGCCCAAUAACAUUGACUAUUUUGACAUAUCUAACGUUUAUGGAUUCAAUAUUCCGAUUGACUUUAGCCCCACCACUGCGGCCUGUCCUGGAAAAAGGUGUGCCGCUAACUUAAUCGCCCAGUGCCCGAACAAGUUGCAGGCCCCAGGUGGAUGUAACAACCCAUGUACUGUCUUCAAAACUAAUGAAUAUUGUUGCACUAAUGGGGCUGAGAGCUGUGGGCCUACAGUGUACUCCGAAUUCUUCAAGGAUAGGUGUCCAGAUGCUUAUAGCUAUCCUAGGGAUGACCCAACCAGUUUGUCCACUUGCCCUACUGGUGCCAAUUAUGUUAUUACCUUUUGUCCAUGA
This is a messenger RNA of Camellia sinensis, 681 nucleotides long. Lineage: Eukaryota; Viridiplantae; Streptophyta; Magnoliopsida; Ericales; Theaceae. The record is from RefSeq and is a predicted model, not a curated record.